Messenger RNA from Rhincodon typus (whale shark), 7640 nucleotides. Its product is annotated as semaphorin-7A-like. Gene Ontology annotation, biological process: positive regulation of axon extension; axon guidance; regulation of inflammatory response. The transcript has 14 exons. NCBI's taxonomy places the organism in Eukaryota, Metazoa, Chordata, Chondrichthyes, Orectolobiformes, Rhincodontidae. Gene Ontology annotation, molecular function: integrin binding; semaphorin receptor binding; chemorepellent activity. Bases 112 to 1989 code for a protein of 625 amino acids. The record is from RefSeq and is a predicted model, not a curated record.
UUUCCCGACACUCUCAUUGCGGACACUGCAGCUCCUUCUGAAGGGGAAGGGGGUGGGGAAGCUGGACGGUGCUCAGUCUGUCAGGGACUGACACAGAAUCUGGAGCUAGCCAUGUCUCUGCUUGGCCUCUUCCUCUCGCUCCUCCUCAGCAGCGCCUCAUCCAGCACUUUACCCCGACUCAAACUGGAUCUGAGCGUGGAAAUUCAAGAUCGUUUCCAGUUUCCCUCAACUGAGGAAUAUACAACCACGCUCCGAGAGGGAAGCACUGUUUAUGUUGGUGGGAAAGAAGCUCUUUACCAGAUAAAGUUUGAAGAAGCUCCCAGAUUGAUACAAAAGAUUUCAGUGCCUGUGGAUGACGAAUCCAUGUCAGAAUGCAAAAAGAAGAACUUGGCAUACUGUGAGAAUAUUAUCAUGGUCCUGCAAAGAUUCAACAGAACUCGUCUUCUUUUGUGUGGAACCAAUGCCCGGAAUCCACGAUGCUGGUCACUUAAUAACAAAAAUUUGAGUCAAAUCAUCAAUGGAGGAGGACGCUCCGUAGGACGAGGAUUAUGUCCUUUCACUCCAAAACACGGCUUCACCUCAUUGGUUGAAGGAGAAAAAUUCUACUCAGCUGCCCCUGUAUUUGAGAAUGGAAAUAUAAAUCUUCGAAGGUAUAUGGAACAGAGUCCGUCAUGGUUACUUUCUGUUGAUGAGUGGCUGAAUGAUCCCAGUUUUGUGGGAAUGUCACCAACUGGUGACCAUGUUUUGAUGUUCUUCCGGGAAAGGAAUUUGUCAGAAAACCUGGACAUUGACCCCUGGAUAUCACGGAUUGCUUGUGUGUGUAAGGAUGAUAGAGGUGGCUCUCGAUUCCACCUGCAAAGUAAGUGGGCAACCUUUCUGAAAGCUCGCUUACUGUGUAACAUUCCUUCUGAAAACGUCCAUUUCAACAGGAUUCAAGACGUCUUUGUUACUCAGAGCAAAGACCGAAUUUAUGGAAUUUUCCAGAGUAACUGGAAUGGAUCAGCAAUCUGCAUGUACUCCAUGGAGGACAUUAAUAAUGUGUUCAGUACUUCCACUUUUAAAGGAUUCACUGAAGCUAUUCCUGAUCCAAGACCUGGAACGUGUGGGACUAAUACUCAAGAACUGCAAAGUAAUGUACUGAGCGUAGUGAAACACUAUCCUGAAAUGGAGAGUCUAAUCCAUCCCAUUGGAAAAAGUCCCCUCGUCAUCCAGAAUGAGGAUCUUUUCAAGAAAAUCGUCGUGGAUUCUGUUGUUAGCUUCAAUGGAACAGUGUUCUACGUCCUUUUCCUGGCUAUGGGAGAUGGUAAAAUCCAGAAAGUUCUGGAAAAUGGACAGUCAACCUUCAUCAUUUCAGAACUUACAAUUCUAAAGGAGCCAGGACCAAUCUCAUCAAUGUCCCUAGACUCUGAAGCUAAACUUCUGUAUGUUACCACUGCUAAAGAGGUAGUCCGGUUCCCACUGGUGCAGUGUGAAAAAUAUAAUAAGAGCUGUGAGAGCUGCAUCAUGGCCAGAGACCCCUACUGUGCUUGGAAUGCCAGAGAGAAGAAUUGUGUCCACAUCACACCUCACUCUGGAAACCUUAUCCAAGAUCUUGAAAAUGGUGAUCCCAAGAAAUGUCCUUCAGAAAAAGUUGCAUUUUAUCAUUCUUCAGCGAGAGAGAGUCAAAAUGAGCAUACCGAUCUCGUCCUGGAGGGAAGUGGCUCAGUGUACCUUUCGUGCCCAAAGCAAUCCCAUCAUGCACGUUACUCAUGGAGGGUGCAGGGUCAGACACAGGACUGUUCUUCGAAUGAAGAUGAAUGCCUUUUCUUCAUAAGCAACCUUGCAGAAUAUGGAGGUAGCUCGUACCGAUGUGUUUCAAGUGAAAAAGGACUUGAGCAGUUUCACACAUCAUAUUUGAUUAAGGACAGUGGAUCGUCGAUAUGUUUAUCCAGAUACAAUAUUGCUGUCUACUCUGUUUUCAUGAUAGUUGCAGCUGUCUUCUUGCACUGAAUUUGAGCAAUGACACUCUCUCUUGUCCUCUUGCAGCAGAGAUUGGAAAUAACUUGUCUGUGCUUCUAGUUUGGAUUGCUGCUGCGAUGUAUUUAGGGUAAAGUCACUGAAAUAUUCUGAAUAGCUCUACCUCAAUGGCCAAGUGACUCAUCAAAGGAAGGUUGAAGGUCAGAUGAUCUCCAUCAUUAUCUAUUUGGGAAUUGCAAUUAAUCUUUGGAUCCUCUGUGCAAUAAUACAUUAGAUUCUUUCAAAGAUUAAAUCUAAAACCAUUUAUAAAUUUACAGCUCUGCUCUUUACAGGACAAAUUUAUUCCAAAUCUUCAUUUCUGUUGCAUAAUUGGCUCCUUCAGGAGAAGUCAGGCCAGUAAUUGUUUCGGUUUGUUUUGAUUGGCUUGAUUUGUGAGAGAGGUUUGUUCUGAUAUUCACCUCCCCUUAUCCAGCAAGUUGCACGUCACCUUUUUUGAUGCAUGCUUCCUGUUUUCCCUCAAUUACUGUUUAUAGACAAAGGGGUUAGAUUCUACUUGUUAAUCCCUACAACCUUUUAGUGUUUACUAGUGCUGAUAAGACAUCAGAGGAUGGGAAGUAAGAAUGGGCAAUGUUUUAGGUAGUACCACAAAUGCUAUUCAGAAGAAGUCCUAUCAGAUGCAAAACAUCAACUUUGCUCCUCUCUGCACGCUUACUGACAUAUGUGCUGAAUGUUUCCAGGACUUUGAGACGGGUUUGACUGGGGAAAUGUUGAGAAGAUGUUUACACUAGUGGGAGAAUCUCAAAUUAGGGGACAUUGUUACGGAAUAAAGGACACUCGUUUAAAACUGAUGCACAGUAACAAAAGGUGGCAUGGUGGCUGAAUGGUUAGCACUGCUGCCUCACAAUGCCAGGGAUCCAGGUUUGCUUCCAGCCUUAGGUAACUGUCGAUGUGGAGUUUGCACAUUCUCCCUGUGUCCGUGUGGAUUUCUGCUGCUGCAGAGAUGCGCAGUUCGGGUGGAUUGGCCAUGCUAAAUUGUUCCGUAGGGCACAGGGAUGUGCAGGCUAAAUGGAUUAACCAAGGUAAAUGCAGGGUUACAGGGAUAGGGCACGGGCUGGGUCUGGGUGGAGUGCUGUUUGGAGGGUCGGUGUGGACUUGAUGGACUGAAUGGCCUCCUCCUGCACUGCAGGGAUUCUAUCUUCUCCCAGAAGUUAGUGAAUGCCUGGAAUUUUCUCCCCCAGUGAGUUGUGGAGGCUGGAUCGUUGAAAGAGAAGCUUGAUAGAUUUUUGAAAUAGUUGAGGGCUAUGAGGAAGUGGCACGAAAGAGAAAUUGAGGCCUGUGGAAGAUUAACUUUGAUCUUGUUGAACGGAUAUGUGUGAGAGGCCGAGUUGUCCUUUUCAGUGACUGGUAUACACGCAGGUCUCGUUGGACCUCUCCUUUUCUCAUCAUCACUUGGAUAAAUUUGCUUUUACUACCAAAUGGAUAACGUUACACGUCCACAUCUUACAUUCUCUCAGUGUGACGGCCAAAUACCAUCUGCUGCACCUGCAAGCUUACUUUACAUGACUGGUAUCAUCUUAAAUACUACAACAAAACCACUCCCUUAAUCAUUUCUAAUUCCUUGAGGGAUUACAAGCCUGUCACCUAUCCUGAUCAUUUUAUCUGUUUAGUCAGAAAUAUUGUUCUGUGAGCUCUUCCCCGUCCUAAGGGUUUGUGGAUAAGGAAACACUGCUCCUAUCUUUGAAGGAGUGAAUCAACAGCGAGAACAAAUGUAAACUACAAACCAGGGAAAGUUUGGACAUUGAGGCCUCCCUAAUGACUCUCUGAUGCUCAGAAGGCUGCUUUUAGAUCCAGUACAACCAAAAUAACUUUCAAAAAGAGAAGUGAGCAAAAAUUGAUGAAGUGUUAAAUGGAUAGAUUGCCAGCGAAGUUUAAAUUACCACUUUAAAAUCGCUGUCAUAUUGAACUCUGUUAGGCAAUCUCCCCUUGCACCCUCGGGACCCCAUCACCAAUUAAAAUUCACUGUGGGAUUCCCAUUUUGCCCUUACAGGCUCAUUUUGAAAGAGGUUUGCAAGAGUGGGGACAGUCCCCGAACAUACUGCUCCUUUCUGCUGGUACGAUUACUGAUACUGAUUGCUAAACGUUCUUCAUUUGACCCAAUAUCUUCCCUCAUUGGCCGGGAUUAAAGUAGACUGUUUCUGAGUAUCCACAAACAUCAAAUAAUUGGAAAUUAAGUUUAUUUCAGAAUAGGGAACCCAACAGCCAUCAAAUACUGAAAUCAUUAUUAAGAUCAUUUCUAUUUAUAGGAAGCAGGGAUCUAUGUAAGUGUGAAUGUGCUUAAUACCAUGCUGUGAUGGUAAGGAAUUGUAAAGAAAUGGUGAAGGAGCAGGGGUGAGAAAGCUCAUGGGUGAUAGCAUUGUUCUCCUUUCUGUUCAUUUCUUCAAAUAUUCUAACUCAGAAGGUGAAAAUGUAAAUCCCAUUGGCAUGGUGGGUUGACAUAUUGAGCAUGGAACUAACAACAGAGGGAGAAAGGUAUAGAAAGUUAUGCUGAUAGGAUCAGAUGCUGAAGAAUGGGAGGAAACUUGCACUGGUGGAGAGACAUCACUUCCACUGGAUCAACGUCCUGGAACCUCCUUCAUAACCACACUGUAGGUGUACAUGCACAAUAUGGACUGUAGCUAUGAGAAGGCAGCUUAAUACCACCUUCUCGGGCAAUUAAGGAUGGAUUAAUAAAUGCUGGCCCAGCCAGAGACAUGAAAUGGACAGGAGAGGCCAGGCUCUACUGUGAUGCACCCACAGUUCAAUAGUUACUGCAGCUCAAGGAUACUGAUGUGAGCAUCAUAUCUAUCUUUUUUUGAGCUGGCUGCUUUCAGAAAAAGACAGGAAAGUUGGGAAAACUCAGUGCAUGACAGCAGAGACUGUGUAACAAUACUGAAAUGUCGUGAUAUCCUCUGUAUUGGAUCCACUGGAGUGAUUCUUGGUAACCCAAUGCUGAAGCACAGGAGUUGCUUCGGUGAAAUGCAUUUCAUGUUCCUAUGACAUCCUGAAACAGCCCAAGGUUUGAAGCUACGUGUUAAACCUUGACCCCAAGAACCACUCAUUUAACCACAAAGGUUCUCCAAUCACAUGGGAUCGCUUCACACUCUGCUAUCAGUCUGAGAAAUGCUGUUACAGUGUGAUAGUUAAGCGUCCUGCAUAACUGGAAGUGGAACUACAAAUUACUCCGUGAAGCCUGAUUAGACUUGUGCACUGUGAGCUGUUUCUGGUUUUGUGACUGGGUUGUGAUAGAGUCAACAGAGCACAAACCUAUGGGACAGUCUGACACUGUGCAGUUUUCAGCAUUAAUCAUGGCAGAGAUUCUCAAGCGUUUUCAAAGAUGGAUUGUGAUUCUGAGGUUACACUGAGCCUUCCAGAGCUGAGCAGCAAGUGUUAGCCACUCACUGCUAAUGAUGACAGAGAUGAUUCUCAACAGCAAUUGAACAAGAAGCAUCAUUCUCUUGAAUGCCCAUUUCAUCUUUAUGCUUCUAGCUUUGUUCGAUUUAGCUCAUUGUUGUAUUUUGUCAAAUGAACAGAUAUUACUUGAUAUUCUAACCAAUGUGCUUUUUGCAGAAACAAGCCAUACAUAUCCAGGCUGCAAGUACAAAUAACAAGGCUGAACACCAGCACAGUCAUUUUAACCAGUGCCUUUAUUAAUAAAGGCAUCAUUGUCACUGUACUAGUUAACUGCAACAAUCCCAUUUCACUGAACCAGCAGUGAUACUGAAAGUCCCUGGGUCUUCUUUCAUUUUGAAUGCAUGAAACUCCAGUGAGGGAAGUCCAUUUUUAAACUCGGGGCUAGAUUCAUUUUACAACACUUGCACAGAGCCUUCAAGAUGAUAAAACAUCCUGAGACAUUUCACAGGAGUGUUAUCAACUGCAUUUUGUCACCAAACACAGAGCAUGUUCCUCCAGUUCCUCAUUCACACGUUAUUUGUCUCUUUCUGUAUGACUUUGAACUUUCUCAAACAUUUUAUCAAAAUUACUUUCUUUAAAAUAACUAAUUUUAAAUAAUGUUCCUUAUUCUUUAUUUGUUCACCGGAUGAGGGUGUUGCUGGCUAGGCAGCAUUUAUUGCCCAGAGGGCAGUUAAGAGUCAACCACAUUGCACAUUAAAUAAUGUAAAGAGAUAAUACAUGACAGCAUAAAAUGGAAAGUUCCCUUAAAUUAUUUUUACAUGUGCUUAAAGGCAUAUAUCAUGGUGUUUCUUGUACUUAUUUAUUGGUUGAAGGAUUUCAGUGUUCCUAACAGAGUAUCGCUGAAAAAAAAGUCACAUUCUGUUGUAGCUUUUUGUCUGGCACUGAUCAGGACAAUUUACAAGAUAGAAAUGUAAAGAGGAAUAGCAAUCCUAUAUUGGACAAUUGUGAUUUUGAGAUUUACUAUUCUUGACUCCGUUCUUAUGAAUAUAAGAUGAAAAGCUUUGAACGAUUCUGACGCACCAGAUGAUCAGAAAGCAUGGCCUAUAAAGAACUGUCCCACCUGAUUAUAGAGUUGCACAUGUCCUUCUACUAUUUAAGAGGGAAACCAGGGAAUCGGAGACCCCAGUUUGCCUAUCAUCUAUGGUUGGGAAAUUACACCAGCCUGUAAAUGACUGAACUUUCUGAAAAUUUUCAGUGGAUCAGAGCAAACCAGUAUGGAUUUGUAAAGGAUUCAUCAUGCUUUAGAAAUAAGAGCAGGGGAAGGUCAUUCGGCCCCUCAAACCUUCCUGCCAUUCAAGAAGAUCAUAGCUGAUGCCUGAUGUACCUUUUUGAAGAGGUAACUAUGCUAGUGAAUAGAAGUAGUGAACACAAAUUGCUGGAGAAACUCAACAGGCAUGGCUACAUCUGCAAAGAGCAAACAUUGUGAGCAUUUCGAGUCCAAUGACCUUUCUUCUGAACAGUUCUGAAUGCUGGGCUUGAAGUGUUAACUCUGCUUUCUCUCUCCACAGAUGCUGCCUGACCUGCUGAGUUUCUGCUUUUGUUUCUUUCAUACUUCCAGCAUCCACUGUUCUUUCUUCUAUUUUGGUUGUCUAUGCAUUCUAUUUAUGUGGACGUUCCAAAAGCAUUGGAUAAAUCGCAAUGAGAGACUCUUGGAACUGGAAGCACAUUAUUGGCUUGAUCCCAAAAGUGGCUGAGUGGCAGGAGCCAGAAAAUUAUAAUUCUGGCUGGCAGGAUGACAUUCAACACAGGUAUUUGUUGGGGUCUCAGGUUUUGAGUUUGAGAUUGAUUAAUUGAUUCCUGUUAUUCAGUGAUAUUAAGGGACCAAUGGCAAAGGACACAAAUUGACCACGCUCUCAGUGAAUGGCAAAAUGCAGGCUCAGGAGUAAACAACCUCCUUGUCUUGUUACAUUAAGUGUAAGUCUCGUUUUGGUCAAGUUUACUAGCUUCUUUUGGUGAAGCUUACAUGUAAGACCAGCUCAUUGUUCAUCCAGUGAAUUUCUAAGUGAGCUUUGUGAUUGUGCUUUGAACAAUGGGCCAAUAAAGCUACCAUUUACACUGCAACUAAAUUGUUUCAAGUUAUCGAUUCAUGUUGAAAUUAAAACUCAAAACUAAGUAAAUCAAUAUCAACCACCUUGAUUUGUAACGUGCUUCAUUUAACAUAUAGCGUGAACCUUGGUGUAUCCUUCAUCUGUAAUUUUAAUGAAACUCAAAAUAAAUUUACAACUAAGUCCUGA